GGCAGCGGUGGCUUCCCUUUUGUUCGUGGAGUUCCUGUAUUAUUCUCCUCACAAUGAAAUCGUUCUGAUUUGGGGAUUACAGUUCCUCCCGGGUUUUCCUUAUUUGUUGCAAUUUAAUUUUACACACUAACCUGCUUUAAAAGCAUAUAGCUCUGCCGUGCGACCCUGUGUUAGAUUUUUUCCAAUGCAAGCAGAAUGAACCAGGAGUAGGCUAGACCCGCGGUUGCAGUUGAUAAAUGGGACGUCAAGUAGAGAAAUCUUGGACAUGUGAAGUGGGAAAUGGAUUCGAUAUCAACGCGAAACGGAUAAUCCGUGGUGGUUAACGUUAAACCUGUUGAGGUUAUAUCAAGCGAGUGCGAGUGGGCUAACGUUCAUAAACAAGCUGUUCCCUUGGGAGAAACAGUACUACAAGUGCUAUGGUAUUUUCAAAUUUUGUAAGAUACUUGUGGCGACACAAUUUUAAUGAUACUGUAUGUUGUUGUAACUAGUAUGUAACUAGUUAAAUUAGCACUCUUAGAAGCAAAGGGAAACGAACGACGUUAAACUAAGAACUCAUCUGUAGCUCAACUAAAGUUAACGGAGUAAACCUCAUCACUGAAGGCACCAACGCAAGGUCAAUUUGAGGAAUAAUGAUUCCACGUGUUUGAGAAACUCCAGUUGUCAAACUGGUUGAAGCCGCAGUGUUGGUGCGAUGGGACUGGAUUUUGAUGUCAAGACCUUUUGCCACAACCUGCGGGCGACCAAACCCCCAUAUGAGUGCCCCGUGGAAAGCUGCCGCAAGGUUUACAAGAGCUACAGUGGCAUUGAAUAUCACCUGUACCACUACGAUCAUGACAACCCGCCCCCAGCUCAGGGCACACCCCAGCGUAAACGGAAGGGCCGGCCACCCCGAGUUCAGGGAGGAGGGACGGACGAUGGGGAUGGAGGAGGUGGUGGCGGUGGGAAAGGUGGGGGCCUUGGGGGUGUUGCCAAGGGCAUGACCCCUGGAAGCCCAGAGCGCUCGGAGCGAUCUCACUCCCCGGGCCGGGAGGCCAUGACAUACGCUCAGGCCCAGCGCAUGGUGGAGCUAGAGAUCCAGGGGAAAAUCCAUCGCAUUAGCAUCUUCGAGAACUUGGACGUGGUAUCGGAGGACGAGAGCGGUGGGGAGGACCCUCCCUCGGGAGCGGGGGGUGGGGGAGGAGGCUGUAACGGAGGGGAAAGUGGGGGAGGCAGCGAGGCGGGAGGCAACGGCAACAAGGACAGGCCAGACACCCCCGCUACCAAUGGAGGCAAAGGCACCACCACACCAAAGUCUGGAAAGCACAAGAGCAAGGAGAAGAAGAAGGAAAGUGGAUCAGCUCACCAUCACACCCACAGCGCCCCUCCCGGCCCUGCCAUCAAGCUGCCUGAGGUUGUGUUCCGGGAGCUGGACCAGGAGAGACCAGACGCCCCUCCACGACCUUCCUCUUACUACAGGUACAUUGACAAAUCGGUGGAGGAGCUGGAUGAAGAGGUUGAGUAUGACAUUGAUGAGGAAGACUACAUCUGGCUGGACAUCAUGAACGACAAACGACGAAGCGAUGGAGUGGCACCCAUCCCCCAGGACGUCUUUGAGUACCUGAUGGAUAGACUGGAGAAAGAGUCCUACUUUGAGAGCCACAACAAGGCGGACCCCAGCACUCUGAUCGACGAGGACGCCGUGUGCUGCAUCUGCAACGACGGGGAGUGCCAGAACAGCAACGUCAUCCUCUUCUGCGACAUGUGCAACCUGGCGGUGCACCAGGAGUGCUACGGCGUGCCCUACAUCCCCGAGGGCCAGUGGCUGUGCCGCCGGUGCCUGCAGUCGCCCUCGCGCGCCGUCGACUGCGCCCUCUGCCCCAACAAGGGCGGGGCCUUCAAGCAGACGGACGACGCUCGCUGGGCCCACGUAGUGUGCGCCCUGUGGAUUCCUGAGGUCUGUUUUGCAAACACAGUGUUCCUGGAGCCCAUCGACAGUAUCGAGCACAUUCCCCCAGCACGCUGGAAGCUCACCUGCUACAUCUGCAAGCAGCGGGGCUCCGGGGCCUGCAUCCAGUGCCACAAGGCCAACUGCUACACUGCCUUCCACGUGACGUGCGCCCAGCAGGCAGGACUGUACAUGAAGAUGGAGCCGGUGAGGGAGACCGGUGCCAACGGGACGUCCUUCAGCGUACGCAAAACGGCCUACUGCGACAUCCACACUCCCCCCGGCUCCAUGCGACCAAUGGGAGGUGUGGGCGGAGCCAGCCUGAACUCCUCCCACAGCGAGGGGGAGCCGGAGGAGGAGGACGAGCCGGGCCCCCACGACGAGGACUCCAAAGGGUGGAGCUCCGAACGCGUGAAGCGGGCCAAGGCCAAAUCCCGCCUCAAAAUGAAGAGGGCCCGCAAGAUCCUGGCGGAGAAGAGGGCGGCGGCCCCUGUGGUGUCAGUGCCCUGUAUACCCCCACACAGGCUUAGCAAGAUCACCAGUCGCCUAACAGUCCAGAGGAAGAGCCAGUUCAUGCAACGACUGCACAGCUACUGGACCCUGAAGAGGCAAAGCCGUAAUGGAGUCCCUUUGCUACGUCGUUUGCAAACCCACCUGCAGUCGCAGCGCAACGCAGAGCAAGUUCCCACUAGGGACAGUGAGGAGAAGCACGCAGCCCUUAAGGAGCAGCUCAAGGCCUGGCAGAGACUCCGGCACGAUCUGGAGAGAGCCAGGCUGUUGGUGGAGCUCAUCCGCAAGAGGGAAAAACUCAAGAGGGAGACGAUCAAGGUGCAGCAGCUGGCUCUGGAGAUGCAGCUGACUCCGUUCCUCAUCCUGCUGCGCAGCACACUGGAGCAGCUGCAGGACCGAGACACCAGCCACUUCUUCACCGAGCCCGUCCCACUGGCCGAGGUCCCGGACUACUUGGACCACAUCGAGCGGCCUAUGGACUUCCAGACCAUGUGGAACUGCCUGGAGUCCCACCGCUACCUCAGCUUUGAGGCAUUCGAAGCCGACUUUGGCCUUAUAGUGAACAACUGCCUCAAGUACAAUGCCAAGGACACAGUGUUCUACCGAGCCGCACUACGCCUCCGGGAGACAGGGGGCGCUGUGCUCCGGCAGGCCCGCCGGCAGGCCGAGAGGAUCGGCUUUGACUAUGACACGGGCAUGCACCUUCCCCGGGAACCCAGCACAGAGCCACCUCGCGAGCGGGAGCGGGAGCGGGAGCGGGAGAGGGACAGGGACAGGGACAGGGACAGGGAGAGGGAGAGGGAGAGGGACCGAGACCGGGACCGGGACCGAGACCGAGACCGAGAGAGAGACAGAGAGAGGGACAGGGAGAGAGAGAGACCGUCAGCCUCCACAGAGGAUGACGUGUUUUUGCCAGAGAAUCGGCGGCGGCUGCCCCUGGAGGAGCAGCUGCGGGUCCUGCAGGCGCGCUUCGACGAGGUCAGCGCCGGGAAGCACAGCAUCGGCCGCUCGCGGCGCGCCAAGGCGCUGCGCAAGGAGAUGACCGUCAUCAAGCGCAAGCUGGCCCACCAGCGCGAGGCGGGGAGCGGCCCCGGGGCCCGGGACCCGGGAGGGAGCGGGGAGCGCAGCGCCUCUGUCCCCCACCACCACCCGUCCUGCACCCCACGCCACGACGAGGGCGGAGAGAGCAGCAGCCACGAGAUCAGCAGUAAAGACCUGAGUGCUUCCUCCUCUGCUCUUGCUCCAGAGGUGGGGCGCAGAACCUCUGUACUCUUCUCCAAGAAGAACCCCAAAGCAGCUGGACCCCCCAAGAGGCCUGGCCGACCCCCCAAGAACCGCGACACGUCCGGGGGGGGUCCUGGUGUGAGCCCCAGUCCUAUAGGGCCCCCCCAGCUACCCAUGCUCUCCUCACGGCCCAGGAAGAGACCCCGCAGCCCUCGAACCAGCUCCAGCUCCGAGAGCGACAGCGACAACGACGACCUCCUCCUGGGCCUCCCCAGUAACGGCUUUGACGGGGGAAGCCAGCCCGUGACGGAGAGCUUCCGGGUGUACCGCAACGAGCGCAGCCUGCCGCGAUCCAGCUCCGACUCCGAGUCGUCCACCACCAGCAGCAGCAGCGCCGCCUCGGACCGCACCAGCACCACUCCCUCCAAGCAGGGGCGCGGGAAGCCGUCCUUCUCCCGUUCGGCCUUCCCGGAGGACAGCAGCGAGGACACGUCGGGGACGGAGAACGAGUCCUACUCUGUGGGUGGGGGGCGCAGUGUGUCCCACAUGGUGAGGGGCCGGGGCAGGUCUACGUGCUGGAUGAGCGCAGAAGACUACGCAUCGCUGGAUGCACUAGAUCUGGUCUGGGCCAAGUGUCGAGGCUAUCCGUCAUACCCAGCCCUGAUCAUUGACCCCAAGAUGCCCCGUGAGGGGGUGUUUCACCGGGGCGUGCCCAUCCCCGUGCCCCCGGUUGACGUUCUGAAAUUGGGGGAGCAGAUGACCCAGGAGGCCAGGGAACACCUCUUCUUAGUGCUUUUCUUCGACAACAAGAGGACCUGGCAGUGGCUGCCCCGCUCCAAGCUGGUCCCUCUGGGAGUGGAGCCUGAGCUGGACAAGGAGAAGAUGCUGGAGGGCAGGAAGUCCAACAUCCGCAAGUCUGUGCAGGUGGCCUACCACCGGGCCAUGCAGCACCGCAGCAAGGUGCAGGGAGAGCAGAGCAGCGACAGCAGCGACACAGACUGAGCGCCCGGCUGCUGCCAUGUGUGUGCAUGCACACGCAAACGCACACGUACAUGCGUGAACACACGUACAUACACGCGUACACACACACGUAUACACACAUACAUACACACGUACAUACACACACAUACACACGUAAACACACGUACAUACACACGUACAUACACACGCAAACACACACGUACAUACGUAAACACACAUACAUACACACGUACAUACACACACAUACACACGUAAACACACAUACAUACACACGUACAUACACACACAUACACACGCAAACACACGUACAUACACACGUACAUACACACACAUACACACGCAAACACACAUACAUACACACGUACAUACACACACAUACACACGCAAACACACACGUACAUACACACGCAAACACACACGUACAUACGUAAACACACAUACACAUGCAAACACACACGUACAUACACACGCAAACACGUAUACACACGAACACACACAAACACACGUAAACACACAUACAUACACACGUGCGAACACACGUACAGACACACGCAUACACACGUGUACACAUACACGCACGUACAUACACACACUCAUUCACUCACUAGCAUGUGGCUCCAGUGUCCACAUGUAUACAUAUACACAUACACACACACACGCGUACACACGUACAAACACACACGUACAGACACGCAUACGCACACAAACACAUGCACACUCACAUGUGGCUCCAAUGUCCAUGCGUAUACACACACACACACGGCCCAGCCGAGAUGGCUUAACUUGGGAGUAAUAGACAGUUUGUUGCCAGUUGUAUUCUCAGCCUUUCAUCCCUUUGGCUUCAGUGUGUAAUAUGUAGUGUAAAACUAUCCUGUGGGAAUGGGGCCAAAAUGGGUGAUUGGAAAUGGAGGAUGCGCAGAUGAGUGUGUGCGCUUCACAGAAUCACAGAAAGAGAAGUACUCUACACUUGUUUACACAAAUUUAGCUGAUCUGUGUAAAUAUGUAUUUAAAACUCGGAAGGAGGAAAAAGUUAUCAUAAUGCUAUAAAAAUAAUCCUUGAAUCAUGAUUUCAAAACUUGCAAUGCAGGUUGACAUGCACCUCUGGGUGUGCAUGUGUGUCUGUCUUGUCUGUCUCUCUGUGGAUGUUCCGUUAGCUGAAAUGUUGGCUAUGGUGACUGGGUUGCCAAACACAGAUGUCCUGAUGAGCACUGCUGGAGGCACUAACACACGUACCCCCGGACAGAAAUACUCAUAAAGCACACACACAGCCUUGUUCCGGAGCUAUGCUGUACCAGCGAUCACAGCAUACAAGUCUUCUGCUCCAACUCCCAUCUGCACAACCUUCAUAAUGGAGUGACCACAGAGGAACAUGGCUCUCAAUCUGAAUUCUAAUCUUUUGUGAUCACAAAUGUCUUCUCUUAUUUAUUUGUCUCUGUGAUUUCUAUGUUGAUGGAUUUCAGAGCCCCUAAAAACUUGCACUGUGGGGAUGUUUUUUUGUUUUGUCUCUUUUUUUUUUUUUUUUUUUUGACUUUUAUUUUGUUAAUAUUCUUCCUGGAUGAACCAGUGAGUUUUUUGAUGAAUAAUGUUAAUGAAUCAUUAUUGGGUAUAGGAAAUGCAAAGCUGCCCUGCAUUUGAAAGGACUUGAAAAGCAGCGGUCAGCCAGAGGGUUUUAUCGUCGUCUGUCAUAGUUUCAGGCCAAUGGUAUUAGAACUUUUAUAUAUAAAUACAAAGUUAAAAAGAUAGGACUUUAAUAAAAGAAUUGAGUUUUGUA
Molecule: messenger RNA, 6410 nt
Organism: Conger conger (European conger)
Lineage: Eukaryota; Metazoa; Chordata; Actinopteri; Anguilliformes; Congridae
Gene: brpf1
Product: bromodomain and PHD finger containing, 1
Exons: 17
Coding region: 692-4660 (1322 amino acids)
Biological process (GO): regulation of transcription by RNA polymerase II
Cellular component (GO): MOZ/MORF histone acetyltransferase complex
Molecular function (GO): protein binding
Source: RefSeq, a predicted model, not a curated record